This is a messenger RNA of Drosophila persimilis, 898 nucleotides long. Its product is annotated as phospholipid scramblase 3. The transcript has 5 exons. The coding region runs from base 31 to 852 and encodes 273 amino acids. NCBI's taxonomy places the organism in Eukaryota, Metazoa, Arthropoda, Insecta, Diptera, Drosophilidae. Gene Ontology annotation, cellular component: plasma membrane. Gene Ontology annotation, biological process: plasma membrane phospholipid scrambling. The record is from RefSeq and is a predicted model, not a curated record. Gene Ontology annotation, molecular function: phospholipid scramblase activity.
UCGUGUUGUCAUUUGAACACUGCAUUUAAAAUGCUCCAAAACGAUGCGGUUCGAACACUGCAAUACGACAGCGAAAUACGCGUGGCACAGCAGCCAAAUGCCACGGAACCCAGAGUGUAUGAUUCCCAUAUUAGCAUAACCUCACAGCCGCGACCGGGAUCAGAAGCUCCCAGGAUACCCCUGCCCACAGUGACUGGCAGUCGAACAUUUAUGCCCCUCUCCGGCUACGACUGCCUAGCGGACUUGCCCUCGGUUCACAUUGAACAGACAUUCGAGUUGAAUGAGUCCCUGACAGCCGUUUCUUCGGAGAACCGGUAUGUGGUCCGCUCGCCGCUGGGCGAUGCCGUCUUUGCCGCCAGCGAGAGUUCCACGGAGAAAAAUCGGCUCCUUUGGGGCGCUGGGCGACCCUUCCAGAUGCACUUGCUCGACAAGACACACCAGGAGGCGCUGGUUUUCCGCAAGAAAUUCGCCCUCGGUUCGAUGUGCUGCCAGGCAAAGAGUCUCGAGAUCUGGAUACCGCCAGGCAAUGUCCUGGGCCGGGUGGUGCAGUCGCCCACAUUCAUGCAGCCCGAGUUCUUCAUUGAGGACGGCAAUACGGGCCAGCCCGUCUUCUGUGUGGAGGGUCCGGCGAAUUCCGGUUUCUGUUGCUUCUGCCUGCCCAAGGAGUGCUACUUCAAGGUACAUUCAGGAGGUAACCUGAGGGCGUCCAUCGAUCAUAAGUGGAUGGCCAGCAAGUCCCAGUACACCACAAAUAUCUACUUUAGCGAUGCCAAACUGACGGCUAAGGAGCGUGCCCUGAUCUUGGGCUCAGCAUUUCUGCUGGAAUACAUGUACUUCCAAACGCGCUUCUAAAGCGGUCCAAUGACAAAAUAAUUUUACAUUUCAUAUAUUUUCACAU